AUGAGAAUUACUGAAAUUGUCAUAGACGGCUUCAAAUCGUACGCCGUGCGUACGGUAAUCUCGGGAUGGGACGAAUCGUUCAACUCCAUCACUGGCCUGAACGGCAGUGGUAAAUCCAACAUCCUCGAUGCCAUUUGUUUCGUGCUCGGUAUCACCAACAUGUCAACCGUCCGCGCACAGAACCUCCAAGAUCUCAUCUACAAACGCGGUCAAGCCGGUGUCACCAAAGCCAGCGUCACAAUCGUUUUCGACAACCGCGACACAGCGAAAUCACCGAUCGGAUUCGAGGAAUAUGCGAAUAUCUCGGUCACACGCCAGAUUGUGCUGGGCGGAACAAGCAAAUAUUUAAUCAAUGGCCACCGCGCGCAACAGCAAACCGUCCAGAAUCUGUUCCAGAGUGUUCAGCUGAACAUCAACAACCCUAAUUUCUUGAUUAUGCAAGGUCGCAUUACAAAGGUCUUGAAUAUGAAGGCAGUCGAGAUUUUGUCGAUGAUUGAGGAGGCAGCCGGUACACGAAUGUUCGAAGAUCGCAGGGAAAAGGCCAAUCGGACAAUGGGAAAGAAGGAGCUGAAGCUGCGCGAGAUCGAGGAAUUGCUGAAAGAAGAAAUCGAGCCUAAGCUUGAGAAGCUCAGGUCAGAGAAGCGAGCUUUCCUUGACUUCCAACAAACGCAAAACGAUCUCGAGCGUUUGACUCGACUUGUUGUUGCUCAUGAUUACGUUCGUGGCGGUGAGCGACUGCGAGUUGCGGGUGACGAGUGCGAGAACAAGCGCAGCAAAGUUCAGGCUUUAGAGGACAACGCAUCCAAGCUGAAAAAUGAGAUUGCCCACUUGGAGGAGGAUGUGAAGCGAGUGCGCACAGCUCGCGACAAGGAACUUCGGAAAGGUGGAAAGUUCCAAGGGCUCGAGGAUGAGGUUAAGAACUACUCGCAUGAGCUGGUCCGAUUGACCACUGUCUUUGAUCUGAAAAAUGCAAGCAUGGAUGAGGAAAAGGAAAAGCGAACGACCAUCCAAAGUACCGUCACAGAGCUUGAGAAGGUUCUGAAGGAGAAAAGAAAGAUUUACGAAAAGGUCCAGGCCCAAUACGAUGCCGCCAAGUCCGAACUCGACGCACAAAACGUGGAAGUAGAACAGAAGGAGGAACUGCUCCAGACACUUCAAACUGGUGUUGCUUCAAAGGAAGGCCAAGAGAGUGGCUAUCAGGGUCAGCUACAGGAUGCCCGCAACCGAGCAAGCAAUGCCGCAACAGAACAGGAGCAGGGCAAGCUAAAGAUUACCCAUCUCGAGAAGAGGAUCAAAGAGGAAGAACCUCGCGCAAAGAAGGCUAAGGAGCAAAACUCCGGUCUUCUUCGUGACCUCGAAGGUCUCAAAUCGCAGGCCAGCAAGCUCGAGUCGGAGCUUACCCGGCUUGGAUUCGAACCUGGAAAGGAGGAGCAGAUCUAUCAGGAACAGACAGGGUUGCAGCGCGACAUUCGUGAGCUCCGACAAAGAGCUGAUGCUCUCAAGCGACAGGCGGCGAACAUUGAUUUCAACUACACAGACCCCCAUCCCAACUUUGACCGGUCAAAGGUUAAGGGUCUUGUUGCUCAGCUUUUCACUCUCAACAAAGAUCAAGUUCCUGCUGCGACUGCUCUAGAAAUCUGCGCUGGAGGUCGUCUUUACAACGUGGUUGUCGACAGUGCGGAGACCGGUACACAACUGCUCCAGAAAGGAAAACUACGCAAGCGUGUGACUAUCAUUCCCCUUAACAAGAUCUCCGCGUUCAAGGCCUCCGCGGAAAAGAUUGGAGCUGCCCAAAAUCUUGCUCCUGGAAAGGUUGACCUUGCCCUGUCUUUGGUCGGACAUGACGAAGAUGUUCUCGCCGCUAUGAACUACGUGUUCGGUAACACACUUAUCUGUCAAGAUGCCAACACAGCGAAGAAGGUGACCUUUGAUCCGUCAGUCCGGAUGAAGAGUGUCACUCUGGAGGGUGAUGUGUACGAUCCAUCUGGAACGCUUUCUGGUGGAAGCUCUCCUAACUCCAGUGGAGUUCUCGUUACUUUACAGAAAUUGAAUGAAAUCACUAAAGAGCUGCGAAGCAAGGAGCGUCAGCUUGCAACUUUGGAAGACCACAUGAAGAAGGAAAAGAAGAAGCUCGAUGCAGUUCGCUCCAUCAAGCAAGAUUUGGAUCUCAAGACCCACGAGAUCAGACUUACCGAGGAGCAGAUUAACAGCAACUCUUCUUCUUCGAUUAUUCAAGCUGUCGAAGAGAUGAGAGCGAACAUCGAGCAACUCAAGAAAGACAUCGCCGACGCAAAGGUUCGCCAGGCCGAAGCAUCCAAGGAUAUUAAGCGAAUUGAGAAGGACAUGAGCGAAUUUAGCGACAACAAAGACAGCAAACUCGCAGAACUGGAAGCCUCACUCGCCAAGCUCAAGAAGAGUCUUGCCAAGAAUUCUAGCUCAGUCAAGGAGCUGCAGAAGGAAUUGCAGACCACUAGGCUGGACUCUGAACAAGUCGGCAGCGAUUUGUCUGCCGCCGAGGAGCAGUUGGUUGAAUCCGACAAUACCUUGAAGGCUCAAUUGGAAGAGAUAGAGUCACAGACACGAGAGCAGACCCGAUUAAAGGAUGCUCAUGAUAUUGCGCAAGCCCAACUUGAUGACGAGAGGGCUAAAUUGACUGGCUUCGAUGAAGAAUUACGAGAAUUGGAAGAGGCGAUGCAGUCCAAAUCAUCUCAGAUCACCGAAGAAGGCCUAGAAGCGCAAAAACUCGGUCACCAGCUCGAAAAGCUACAAAAAGACCAGUAUACUGCAAGCCAGGCUGUAGCCCACAUGGAGCAAGAGCACGAAUGGAUUGCGGACGAGAAGGAGCAUUUCGGGCGCGCCAACACACCAUACCACUUCCAGAACCAGAACAUCGCUGAGUGCAAGUCAACGCUACGUAACUUGACAGAGCGAUCUCAGGGCAUGAAGAAGAAGAUCAACCCCAAGGUCAUGAACAUGAUUGACAGCGUUGAAAAGAAGGAAGCUGCUCUCAAGAACAUGAUGAAGACGGUCAUCCGCGAUAAGCGAAAGAUCGAAGAGACCAUCAUAAACCUUAAUGAAUACAAGAAGGAGGCUCUCCACAAGACCUGGGUCAAGGUCAAUGGUGACUUCGGACAGAUCUUCAACGAGCUCCUACCAGGUAGUUUUGCCAAGCUCGACCCCCCCGAGGGCAAAGAUAUCACCGAUGGUCUGGAGGUCAAAGUGUCUUUAGGCAAGGUCUGGAAGCAGAGUUUGACAGAACUGAGUGGUGGCCAACGUUCCCUCAUUGCCCUGUCACUAAUUAUGGCGCUCUUGCAGUUCAAGCCUGCGCCUAUGUACAUUCUUGACGAGGUCGAUGCUGCUUUGGAUUUGUCACACACUCAGAACAUUGGUCGACUGAUCAAGACCCGUUUCAAGGGAUCUCAGUUCAUUGUCGUCUCAUUGAAGGAUGGCAUGUUCCAGAAUGCCAACCGCAUUUUCCGCACGAGAUUCAGCGAGGGUACCAGCAUUGUUCAGGCGUUGACCCCGGCGGAUAUGAAAUGA
Messenger RNA from Penicillium antarcticum, 3540 nucleotides. RefSeq names its product condensin subunit SMC2. The coding region runs from base 1 to 3540 and encodes 1179 amino acids. Gene Ontology annotation, cellular component: chromosome. The transcript is spliced from 5 exons. Gene Ontology annotation, biological process: chromosome organization. NCBI's taxonomy places the organism in Eukaryota, Fungi, Ascomycota, Eurotiomycetes, Eurotiales, Aspergillaceae. Gene Ontology annotation, molecular function: ATP binding; ATP hydrolysis activity; protein binding. The record is from RefSeq and is a predicted model, not a curated record.